AUGAAAAAGAAAGAACUUGAAGAGCAGAGACAAGGAAUAGUUCCAGUGAAGCCGUCAACACCAGCUGUUCCCAUGACAGGAGCUCUGCAGGCCAUAGGAGCCAUCAAUGUUGCCAACAAACCUUCUGUGGGGCAGGCGGAAGAAAAGCCAGCAGUGCCCCUCACUAACGCCCUGCAAGCUAUUGCUGGUGCUGCAUCAGAGACAGAGAGACCAAAGAGUAGCCACCAAGUCAAGAAAGACAACAUUUUGAAGAAGUUAAAUGAUAAGAACCCGUCCAGAGGUAAAUGGGGACCACCUGCAUCUCCGGCAGUUACAGAGGAAGAAGAGCGCAGGAGGUGGGGUCCUCCUGCCUCACCUGUGGUAGAACCUGCCACACAAGGGGAGGAAGACAGCAGCAGAUCUCACUGGGGCGGGGGGAAAAACCUGCAUCUGAGUCAAGUACCAUUGGAGAUGACUGGGUCAAAGAUGGAAGCCACGACACGAAGAGACCAGGUGAUCAGGUUGACGGAGGAAGACAAGGAUGCUCAACGAAGCAGGUGGAAGAGAAAGUCUGAUGUGGUCAAGGCGCUGGACAAUAUAUAUGUCCAGAUAUAG
Molecule: messenger RNA, 594 nt
Organism: Physella acuta
Lineage: Eukaryota; Metazoa; Mollusca; Gastropoda; Physidae
Source: RefSeq, a predicted model, not a curated record